Messenger RNA from Acanthopagrus latus (yellowfin seabream), 3431 nucleotides. It is a transcript of the gene dync1i1a, whose product is annotated as cytoplasmic dynein 1 intermediate chain 1. The coding region runs from base 711 to 2717 and encodes 668 amino acids. Gene Ontology annotation, cellular component: cytoplasmic dynein complex. Gene Ontology annotation, molecular function: dynein heavy chain binding; dynein light chain binding. Gene Ontology annotation, biological process: transport along microtubule. The record is from RefSeq and is a predicted model, not a curated record. Lineage: Eukaryota; Metazoa; Chordata; Actinopteri; Spariformes; Sparidae. The transcript is spliced from 19 exons.
CAGCAUAAUCUUUUAUUACAGCAUCCCCUACCGACGAGUUUAUCGAAAUACCUUUACAUUAUUUCAAAUUUUCAACGCUUGUCGAAUUAUUUUGAAAAUAUGAUUUCUAAGACAAUACGGGUCCUCGUUGAGGACAUACUUGAACCAACCGUUGCAACGUAGCUAACUGACGUUGCUGCGUCACUUUUUAGGUUUUAAACAUGUCGGCUGACUAAAACUCAUCAGGAAUGUUUUCAACCGCGAGUUUCAUCUUUUCUACCCGUCCAACAACUUCCCAGACGGUGUGUUAUGGUUAAGUAAUGUCUGAAAAGUAUUGACAGUUGUUUAUUAUUAAUCAGUUUGGGUCACUCCAGCGCAUUUCUCCAAAUGUCCAGAAGAUGGCGGCGUUGCAAAAGCCACGAGACGAUGACGGUGCGUGUCGGAGGAGGAGGUGGGAUUUCCUCUCCUCCUGCUCAGCAUCAUCCUACUCUUCACAGGGAUGUAUCGGCGUGCCGUGCACCUGUUUUAUGUCUUAUUUGGGUCAUCGCCCGCUGACAUGCUCCGUUUCAACCAGUGUCUCCAAUAGCCACACGAAAAGGUUCCGACGACCUGUUCGGUGGAGCCGGGAGGCCUCGAUUGAUCUGCUUUCUUUCGGGGCGCAGCCGUGAGACAGCAUCUUUGCCGGGUGACACAUCAUUAUCAGUGCGAGUGGACAAGCCCGACAGGACGCCAUGUCGGACAAAAGUGACCUAAAAGCGGAGCUGGAGCGCAAGAAGCAGCGUCUCGCCCAAAUCAGAGAGGAGAAAAAGAGAAAGGAGGAGGAGAGGAAGAAGAAAGAGGUAAGAAAAAAAUCAGAGAGCCAGCAGAAGAGGGAGAUGACCCCAGAGGAUUCAGACUUAGACCGUAAGCGCAGAGAGACUGAGGCCCUGCUGCAGAGUAUCGGCAUCUCACCGGAGCCUCCUCUAGUCCCGACCCCUGUGUCCCCAUCCAAAUCAGUGAGCACGCCCAGCGAGACGGGGAGCCAGGACUCAGCUGAUGGAGGAGCAGCAAGCAGGUCAGGUUUCUCUAAAAACAAGUCCCCAGCACAGAUCUCAAGGACGCUGCAGUGGGACACAGACCCGUCUGUGCUGCAGCUGCAGGCUGAUUCUGAGCUCGGGCGCAGGAUGCUGAGGCUGGGGGCCUCUAAGAUCACACAGGUAGACUUCCUUCCCAAAGAGGUGGUCUCCUACUGCAAGGAGACACAGACGCCGCUCACCGCCCACCUGUCUGAAGAGGAGGAAGAGGAAGAUGAGGAGAUGAUGGAGGCGAAGCCGGGCCCCGAGUCGGAGCAGCCAGAUGAUGACGAGAACAGGGAAACCAAAGAAGGCUCAUUUCCUGUUCUGCGGGAGCUGACGGAGGAAGAGAGGCAGCAGAUCCUGCACUCCUCUGAGUUUCAGAGCUUUUUCGACAGCAGCAUCCGGGUGAUGGAGAGAGCUCUGGCCGAAGACGGUGACAUCUUCUUUGACUACAGUGGCCGAGACGUGGAGGACAAAGAGGGAGACUCGGGCAGUGGCUCCAGUUUGUCCUUAAGCAGAUUAUUCUAUGAUGAACACUGGUCGAAACAUCGUGUGAUCACCUGCCUUGACUGGUCCCCUCAGUAUCCAGAGUUGCUGGUUGCCUCUUAUAACAAUAAUGAAGAUGCUCCUCAUGAACCGGAUGGUGUUGCCCUAGUGUGGAACAUCAAAUUUAAGAAGGCCACGCCAGAGUACGUCUUUCACUGUCAGAAGCUGCUUUCAUCUGCUGGAAGAAUAGGGAUCUGUGUGUGUGCAUAUUUUGCAUAUUCUCCUGUAGUAUCUGUGGGCUUCGCCAGGUUUCAUCCCAACCUGGUGGUGGGGGGGACAUACUCGGGACAGAUCGUCCUGUGGGACAACCGCAGUCACCGCCGGACCCCCGUCCAGAGGACUCCUCUGUCAGCAGCUGCACACACUCACCCAGUGUACUGCGUAAACGUGGUCGGCACCCAGAAUGCCAACAACUUGAUCACUGUGUCUACAGACGGCAGGAUGUGCUCCUGGAGUCUGGACAUGCUCUCCCAGCCGCAGGAGACCAUGGAACUUGUGUACAAUAAAUCCAAACCUGUGGCGGUGACAGGCAUGGCUUUUCCCACGGGAGACGUUAACAACUAUGUGGUGGGGAGUGAGGAGGGCACUGUGUACACUGCAUCCAGGCACGGCAGUAAGGCAGGUAUCUGUGAGAUGUUCGAGGGCCACCAGGGGCCCGUGACCGGCAUCAGCUGCCACAGUGCCGUGGGCACCGUCGACUUUUCCCACCUCUUCAUCACAUCCUCCUUCGACUGGACCGUCAAACUCUGGAGCACCAAGCACAACAAGCCUCUGUACUCGUUUGAGGACAACGCAGACUAUGUCUAUGACGUAAUGUGGUCGCCCGUGCAUCCUGCGCUGUUUGCCGCCGUGGAUGGGAUGGGCCGCUUAGACCUGUGGAACCUCAACAACGACACUGAGGUACCAACAGCCAGCGUGACCAUCGAGGGCGCAUCGGCCCUCAACAGAGUCCGCUGGUCGUCAGGAGGGAAGGAGGUGGCUGUGGGCGACUCUGAAGGCCGAGUGUGGAUCUACGACACCGGAGAGCUGUCCAUGGCUCACACUGACGACUGGGGCCGCUUCGCCCGGACGCUGAUGGAGAUCCGUGCUAACCGGGCGGACGGCGAGGAGGAGGGGCCUAUGGAGCUGGCUUCAUAGAGCAGCACUCCACACCAAAGCGGAGGGACUCAGAGACCUGGCGUGCUUUCAUCGGUGUCACUGUAGCAUGUGCACUCGGUUUAGUUUGGUUCCUUCACCUUCAUGUACAGCUCCUGUCUGCUCAAAACUGUGUUUUUGCAUUUACCCCCCUGUAGAUGCAAACUGUGUGUUGAUGGGUGAACUGUUGACCUCCACUGAUUUGUCCGCCCCUUAUUUAUUCGUUUAACGACUUGAGGUGAUGUGUUGCUUGCACCUGGUGAGCCUACAGUGUAUACAGCGUGGCAGUCUUAUAGCCUUAUGAAGAUGUGUGUACUGUAACGAUGCUUUGCACUACUGUAAAAUGAGAGCAGGGUCCAUAGACUAGUCAUGUAAUGUUUACAAAACGUCACGUUCACUUUCUGUUGUGCUUCUUUUCUCUGUAUUCUGCCUGCAUGCGACACAAUCCUGAAAUAUUCCAGAUGCAUAAUCAUGGAGGUUGUUGUGGUGACGUUUCCACAGGUGGGGCUUCGUGGCUGCUUUAUGUCAGUGUAUCAGGGGAAGUGUGAUAUCAGCACUUUGUCUUUUGUUCUUAAUGAGAGCGACGACUGUAUAUUCUUUAAUGAGCUGUAACGAUUAUCAAGAGAUAUAUUGUGCCGCAGAGCGCUCGCUGUCCAACCUGCUAUGUUUAAUAUUAAAGCGUAGCUAAUGAUGAAAUAAAAACUCCAGCAAACAUCA